This is a messenger RNA of Hordeum vulgare subsp. vulgare (domesticated barley), 958 nucleotides long. RefSeq names its product probable glutathione S-transferase. The coding region runs from base 60 to 875 and encodes 271 amino acids. Lineage: Eukaryota; Viridiplantae; Streptophyta; Magnoliopsida; Poales; Poaceae. Gene Ontology annotation, cellular component: cytoplasm. The record is from RefSeq and is a predicted model, not a curated record. Gene Ontology annotation, molecular function: glutathione transferase activity. Gene Ontology annotation, biological process: glutathione metabolic process. The transcript has 2 exons.
AAUCUUUCUCCUUUUGACUGAUAAGAUAGUUGACUAAGCAAAACUACCAAAAGAAUUGCAUGUUAGUCCGAUCUUUGCUGGACAUCAAGAGGCAUCAGCACCAUUUGGAUCAAUCAGUUCCCAUUAGACCUAUAAAUGUCGACAUCCAAGCUAGUCUAGCACCCCUAGCAAGCUUAUCGGCAAUGGCGGAACCGGUGAAGCUCAUCGGCGCCUUCGGCAGCCCGUUUGUCCACCGCGCUGAGGUGGCCCUGCGCCUCAAGGGCGUCCCAUUUGAGCUCAUCCUUGAAGACCUCAACAACAAAAGCGAGCUGCUGCUGAAGCACAACCCCAUCCACAAGACGGUGCCGGUGCUCUUACACGGUGACCGGCCCGCCGUCUUAGAGUCCCUCCUCAUCGUCGAAUAUGUGGACGAGGCCUUCGACGGCCCGCCGCUCCUCCCCGUUGACACCUACGGGAGGGCCAUGGCACGCUUCUGGGCCCAGUUCAUCGAGCAAAAGUGCUCGAGGCCGUUCUGGAUGGCGGUGUGGAUGGACGACGGGGAAGCGCGGGAGGGGUUCGUAAGGGAGACGAAGGCCAACCUGGCGCUGCUAGAGGCGCGGCUGCAGGGGAAGCGGUUCUUCGCCGGCGACGCGGUCGGGUAUCUGGAUCUGGCGGCUUGCGGGCUGUCGCACCUGCUCGGCGUGAUAGAGGACGUUGCCGGGGCGAGCCUGGUUGAUGCCGGCGAGUUCCCUGCGCUCCGCCGGUGGGCGGAGGACUACGUCUCCGAUGCGACCGUCAGUGCAUGCCUGCCGCCGAGGGAGCAGCUCGCCGCCCACUUCGCCGGGAAGAAGGACCGGAUCAAGCUCGCCGUCAACGCAAUGAUGCAGGGAGCGUAGUUAGUCUGGUGUAUGAUUUGUCUGUGUUGUGUGUAUUAUUUGCCUACCGUCCGUGCUGAAAUAAAGUUCAUAGUUUUUCUUUA